ACACAUCGUUCAAUAAAAACAAAUCAACUUCGACUGCUCGAAAAGCAGCAGGAAUAUUUAAUACAACGCUGAAACAACUUAAAUUUACUACUCCCAAAAGUAGAAGUGUAUCCAAAUUGUAGCUAUUUUCAGUCGAGAGCCAAGAAGGAGCCUUAAAAAUGACACGCGGCAACCAACGAGACCUGGCCCGCCAGAAGAAUCAGAAGAAGCAGGCGGAUUUGACCAAGGGAAAGCGAACCGAUAACCUCACCGUGGAGCAGAGGAAGGCCAGGGACGCUGAGUUAAUGCGGGAGAAGCAGAAAAAGAAGGAAGAGGCCGCUGCGGCGGGCACAAGCAAAUAGU
Molecule: messenger RNA, 342 nt
Organism: Drosophila mauritiana
Lineage: Eukaryota; Metazoa; Arthropoda; Insecta; Diptera; Drosophilidae
Product: putative SERF-like protein
Exons: 3
Coding region: 159-341 (60 amino acids)
Cellular component (GO): cytosol
Source: RefSeq, a predicted model, not a curated record